AUGGUUUUGGCAUCGGAUGACGAGGAUGAUGAUGGCGCGGCGCCGGCUUCUCAAGGUGGCGCCAACUUUGAUGUGCCCCUGGAAAUCGCGAAUAUCCUGCAAAGCGCCAAGGCGUUUUCCGACGGCCAUCUACACCUAUUUCAAUACCUCGUCAAGAAGCGCGGCUGUGUGACGAAGAAGCACUUCUACACUCGCUACAUCUUCAUCCAACACGCCCUCAACAACAGAAAUCCGCAUUGUGCUCAGCGUGUAGCCGCCGAUGCUGCACAACUCAACGAAUUAGCCGAUGCAUUGCGUAAAAAGAUGAAUUUUGAGAUCUCGUGGAUGAAGCUGGAGGUGCGGAAUUUUUUCGCCGAGGUCGACGGCUGCGAAUUCUACUGCUUAGUCAACUCGCAUCCCUACGACAAGGACCUUAUGAACUCCAACGGAUUCUCGGAGGAUGAAGUGUUCUUACUCCUGAAGUGGCUAGAGUACAUUUUUACUCAAAACUCGGCCGAUGGCGCUAUUAGCCUACGGAUGUUGUGCGACAUCGGCGGCGAUUUCCCCAAUCCGGUGCGACCCGUCCGCGUGGAGGCAUUUCUCGACCAUCUGCUGGCGCACAAUUGGAUCAAGAAGGGCGCUGGCGAGACCUACGACUUUUUACCCCGAGCCAUCGCAGAACUGGAGCCGCUGCUGCGGAAUCGAUUCAACACUACGCUUUGCCAGCUGUGCAUGCGGAUUUCGGUGAAGCGCACGCUGGCCGUCGUGUGCAAAUGUGGGCGUCUGAUGCAUGCGCAUUGCUAUCAAAAGGACAAAUGCGGGGAGACUUACGAUAAGAACACUCAACUCAAGACGGCCGUCGAGCACGACGAGGAGAUGGCAGAAUGGAUCGACAACGAUGGCGGCGAUUCAGGGGCUGGCCGAGAGGACGAGGAUGAAUCCACCGCAUCGGCGAACGAAUCGCGAGAGGUGGAGCCGGACGAGAUGGAUGAAUCUGAU
Mesorhabditis spiculigera is the source of this 978-nucleotide messenger RNA. Lineage: Eukaryota; Metazoa; Nematoda; Chromadorea; Rhabditida; Rhabditidae. The record is from the annotation of a GenBank genome assembly.